GGCGCCGGGGUAGACUGUGAGCGAGAGCGCCCCAGAGAAGCGCCUGCAAUCUCUGCGCCUCCUCCGGCUGCACCUCGAGAGGACACCCGCCGCCUCGGCCCUCGCCUCUCCGCACUCCGAGCGCGUUCGAUCCAGCUGCUCGCCGGCUCGCUGCCUUCCGUGUCGCCGCGCUCGUCUGGGUUCCUCCUGCGCGCCACAAUGAGCUCCAGCACCGUCAGGACGCUCGCUGUCGCCCUCACCCUUCUCCACUUGAUCAGGCUGGCUCUCUCCACCUGCCCCGCCGCCUGCCACUGCCCUCUGGAGGCGCCCAAGUGCGCCCCGGGAGUCGGGUUGGUCCGGGACGGCUGCGGCUGCUGUAAGGUCUGCGCUAAGCAACUCAACGAGGACUGCAGCAAAACUCAGCCCUGCGACCACACCAAGGGGCUGGAAUGCAAUUUCGGAGCCAGCUCCACCGCUCUGAAAGGGAUCUGCAGAGCUCAGUCAGAAGGCAGACCCUGUGAAUAUAACUCCCGAAUCUACCAGAACGGGGAAAGCUUCCAGCCCAACUGUAAACAUCAGUGCACAUGUAUUGAUGGCGCCGUGGGCUGCAUUCCUCUGUGUCCCCAAGAACUGUCUCUCCCCAACCUGGGCUGUCCCAACCCCCGGCUGGUGAAAGUCAGCGGGCAGUGCUGUGAGGAAUGGGUCUGCGACGAAGACAGCAUUAAGGACUCGCUGGACGACCAGGAUGACCUCCUUGAAUUCGAUGCCUCGGAGGUGGAGUUAACGAGAAACAAUGAGUUAAUCGCAGUUGGAAAGGGCAGCUCGCUGAAGCGGCUUCCUGUCUUUGGCACGGAACCGCGAGUUCUUUUCAACCCUCUGCAUGCCCAUGGCCAGAAAUGCAUCGUUCAAACCACGUCCUGGUCCCAGUGCUCCAAGAGCUGCGGAACUGGCAUCUCCACACGAGUUACCAAUGACAACCCAGAGUGCCGCCUGGUGAAAGAGACCCGGAUCUGUGAAGUGCGUCCUUGUGGACAAUCAGUGUACAGCAGCCUGAAAAAGGGCAAGAAAUGCAGCAAGACCAAGAAAUCGCCAGAGCCAGUCAGAUUUACUUAUGCAGGGUGCUCCAGUGUGAAGAAAUACCGGCCCAAAUACUGCGGUUCCUGCGUGGACGGCCGGUGCUGCACACCUCUGCAGACCAGAACUGUGAAGAUGCGGUUCCGAUGCGAAGAUGGAGAGAUGUUUUCCAAGAAUGUCAUGAUGAUUCAGUCCUGCAAGUGUAACUACAACUGUCCACAUCCUAACGAGGCAUCCUUUCGCCUGUACAGCCUGUUCAACGACAUCCACAAGUUCAGGGACUAAAUGCCUCCCAGGUUCCUAGAGUGGGUUGGACAGAGGUGAAGCUAGCAUCAUGGAGACAUGGGUGGGCGGUAGGCGAAUGGUGCCUUGCUCAUUAUUGAGUAGCAUUAAGGUAUUUCAAAACUGCCAAGGGGCUGAUGUGGAUGGACAACAAUGCAGCCGCAGUUGAAGAAUUCUUCGCUUCAUAGUAUUGGAGCACACAUUAUUGCUCCAUAUUGGAGUGUGUUUAUGGAUGACGUUCUGUUUUCUGUUUGUAAAUUAUUUACUAAGUGUAUUUUUUUGCUCCAGAUCUUUUUUUUCCCUCUUGGUUCUACAGUUGUAAUAGAGAUACCAUAAGAUUAGUUGGGCCAGGUGAAAGCCCUGCUUGUCCUUUGACAGAAGUAAAUGAAAGGGCCUCUCAUUCCUUCCCGAGUGGAGGGUGGACACUCUGUGAGUGUCCUUGAGGCAGCUACCUGCACUCUAAACUGCAAACAGAAACCAGGUGUUUUAAGAUUGAAUGUUUUUAUUUAUCAAAAUGUAGCUUUUGGGGAGGGAGGGGAAAUGUAAUACUGGAAUAAUUUGUAAAUGAUUUUAAUUUUAUAUCAGUGAAGAGAAUUUAUUUAUAAAAUUAAUCAUUUAAUAAAGAAAUAUUUACCUAAUAUCUGAAUGUAUGUUCUUCGGUAUUUUUAGAAACCAUCCAAGUAAUCAGGA
This is a messenger RNA of Mastomys coucha (southern multimammate mouse), 2025 nucleotides long. It is a transcript of the gene Ccn1, whose product is annotated as cellular communication network factor 1. The transcript is spliced from 5 exons. Lineage: Eukaryota; Metazoa; Chordata; Mammalia; Rodentia; Muridae. Gene Ontology annotation, biological process: signal transduction. Gene Ontology annotation, molecular function: protein binding. The record is from RefSeq and is a predicted model, not a curated record. Gene Ontology annotation, cellular component: extracellular region. The coding region runs from base 199 to 1338 and encodes 379 amino acids.